GCUCCGAUGAACGAUUGGUUAAUGAUGAGAUGAUGGGUGUGGAAAAUGGGGGAGAUAGUGGUGGUGGGUGUACGGUUCGGGUGCGGCGGAGGAGGGUGGUGGUGAGGAGGUUUCCGCCGCCGUUGACGUCGUUGAAUCAACAUGGUCAUCCGAAUUUUUAUCUCCGGUCGGUUAGGAAGGAUGGGAGGUUGGAGCUGACUGAGGUGAAGAUCGAACGGACGGAGAUUCUUCGCGCGUGUCGCGAAGAUGGACGGUUGAGAUUGCAUCUUAUUAAGGAUGAGGACGAGGAAGAGGAGGAUAGGAUUGAAGAGGAAGAGGUAGAAGAAGAUGGGUUUGUGAAAGAAGGGCAGGUGGAAUUCCGGCGGUGUGUUGAGGUGGUGAACCACCAGCGCCGCCGUGAGCACCACCGUGGCCACCACCACCGGAAUUUGGAUGUGUGGAGGCAGCACUGCGUGACAACGAGUUAAGAUUUUUAUUUAUUUUUUAUUUUUUAUUUUAUUAAAAU
Messenger RNA from Cucurbita pepo subsp. pepo (vegetable marrow), 505 nucleotides. Lineage: Eukaryota; Viridiplantae; Streptophyta; Magnoliopsida; Cucurbitales; Cucurbitaceae. The record is from RefSeq and is a predicted model, not a curated record.